Molecule: messenger RNA, 2784 nt
Organism: Oncorhynchus mykiss (rainbow trout)
Lineage: Eukaryota; Metazoa; Chordata; Actinopteri; Salmoniformes; Salmonidae
Gene: cyp2k5
Product: cytochrome P450 2K5
Biological process (GO): xenobiotic metabolic process
Cellular component (GO): intracellular membrane-bounded organelle; cytoplasm
Molecular function (GO): iron ion binding; oxidoreductase activity, acting on paired donors, with incorporation or reduction of molecular oxygen, reduced flavin or flavoprotein as one donor, and incorporation of one atom of oxygen; heme binding
Source: RefSeq, marked provisional
CUGUUGUGUAUGAGCACAAGCGGUCUCUCUUUUUAGCCCAGGGUAAGGUGUAAGAGCUCCGACCGAAGAUGUCUCUUAUGGAAAGUCUUCUCCUCCAGGCUCCAAGCACGGUGACACUGCUGGGGGCUGUGCUGUUUCUGCUCGUCCUCUACCUCCUCUCCUCUAGUUCCAGCUCUGAGGAACAUGGGAAGGAGCCUCCAGGACCCAGGCCGCUGCCCCUGCUUGGUAACAUGCUCCAGCUGGAUCUCAAAAGGCCCUACCAGACUCUCUGUGAGCUGUCCAAGAAAUAUGGCUCGGUGUUCACAGUUCACAUUGGACCCAGAAAAGUGGUCGUUCUCGCAGGAUACAAGACAGUCAAGCAAGCACUGGUCAACCAUGCAGAGGAGUUUGGGGACAGGGGCAUCAAUCAUUUGUUUAGUGACUUAAACAAAGGACACGGUAUUGUAUUUGCAAACGGAGAUUCAUGGAAAGAGAUGAGACGCUUUGCCCUGACAAAUCUUAGGGACUUUGGCAUGGGCAAGAAAGCGAGCGAAGAGAAGAUCAUUGAGGAAGUUCACUACUUGAUUGAAGUGUUUGAAGAACACAAGGGUAAAGCAUUUGACACAACCCAGGCAAUGAAUUACGCUGUCUCCAACAUCAUCUGCAGCAUUGUGUACGGCAGCAGGUUUGACUACUCUGAUCCACGGUUCCGACGCUCGGUGGAUCAAGCCAAUGAGUCCAUCCGACUCGGAGGAUCUAUUUCAAUACAGUUGUACAACAUGUUCCCAUGGUUGGGCCCCUUGCUGAAGAACAAGACACUUAUCUUGAAAAAUAUUGCCGACAACAAGGGGGAGAUGAAGGAGCUGGUGAGGGGGCUGAAGGAGACUCUCAACCCGCAGAUGUGUAGAGGCUUUGUGGACUCGUUCCUUGUCCGAAAACAGACCCUGGAGGAAUCAGGCAACAUGAACUCUCAUUACCACACUGAGAAUCUCAUACAGACUGUGGCCAACCUGUUUGCUGCUGGUACUGACACCACGGGGACAACCCUGCGCUGGGGUCUGCUGCUCAUGGCCAAGUACCCCGAUAUACAGGACCGGGUCCAAGAGGAGAUAAGCAGAGUCAUAGGAAGUCGUCAGGCCUUGGUAGAGGACAGGAAGAACCUGCCCUACACUGAUGCAGUGAUCCAUGAGACCCAACGACUGGCCAACAUUGUACCCAUGUCCAUCCCUCACACCACCAGCCAAGACGUCACCUUCCAGGGAUACUUCAUCAAAAAGGGGACUGAUGUGUUACCUCUGCUGACGUCUGUCCUGCGAGAUGAGAGCGAAUGGAAGAGCCCUCACACCUUUAACCCCGACCACUUUCUGGAUGAGGAAGGUCGAUUCGUCAAGAAGGAUGCCUUCAUGCCCUUCUCUGCAGGUCGUAGGGUGUGUCUAGGAGAGAGUCUGGCCAGGAUGGAGCUCUUCCUUUUCUUCACCUCCCUCCUGCAGCACUUUUGUUUCUCUCCUCCUCCUGGGGUAAGAGAGGAGGAUCUGGACCUCACACCAUCCCUGGGGUUCACCCUCAGUCCUUCACCUCACCAGUUGUGUGCUGUGAGCAGGGUCUGAGAUGAAAGUCUGGGUCCAAUGUAUAUUACACACUAAACUCUCAACUUUAGACAAACAUACUGCAGGAAUAUGCUGAAACUAUUUUGUCACUGCCCAUGGACAUGAAUGAUAUGAAUAUAUACCUGGCUACAGGGAUCUGAGGUUUAAAGUUGAUUGGACCAAAAUGAACUGAAGCAGCUUUUGUAAACCAUUCAGAGGGGUUUUGCAGUCCUAGGUGCUGACACCUUUAUGAUAUCUGAGGGGCAUUUGUUUAAAACCAUCAAUGUUGAUCUAGAGACAAACACUCAAACAACCUUUUAGGGAUACCCUAGGUGGGGUCCUCAGUAAAAUGUCAAUGUCCGCAGGAAGACCAAACUUGGACGUUAGGAUCCUAUUCUUAGACUGCAAGUGCCCUUAUCCCCACUGAGGUCCAUAGAAGUCAUAUCCUUACCCACCACUACAGGGAAAAUAUUAUUGGUUUGGAAUUCAAGAAUUCAGUCCUAAGAACAGUCACAUUUGUAAAAUUGUCAUCUAAAUGUAUAAAAAGUGUCAACUCUAAUCUAGUGCCCUCUAUACUGCUAGUUGUACAGUCAACACUUGGCACUUUUUUACAGGACAACUGUAUGACCUAUAGCUCCGUUUUUUUCCACAGGUCCUUCUGACCAAAGAAACUCAGACAUUUCAAUUUUGUUUUACAAUCAGGGGAAAUUAUGCAAAUGUUUAAUAUUCUUUUACUUUUUGUGCUGUCAUUAAUUUAUUGAACGACAAUACUAAGUGCUAGUAAAGGAAAGGUAGACACAUUGGCACUUUUUGAAAGCUUGUCUAAAGAUAUGAAUAUAGGUAGCUAUGUAGAUGUAUAUGCAGAUGAUUGUUUAUGUAUCAGUAGUGUCACUUGUCACUUCAAUCAGGGACGGUCUGGGGUGGGGUGGCUGAAACAGUGUCAAUCACAUCCAAACAUGAGGAAACCAGGUGUUUGGUGUCGUUCCAGUUGUCCCAUUCCGGUCAUCACUAUGAGCCAUCCUACACUCAUCAUUCUCACGUGAGAUAUGUUAACCAGUUUAAAUACUUACACACCCGUGCCCCCAUCCUUCACUUUCCCCUUAUUCAAGGAUAACUGUAUUAUAAUAUAUAAAUAUAUAUAUGUAAUAGCUGUAUGUUUUUUAAAGUACCUAAUCCAUUGCUGAGAAAAGAAAUGCAAUACAAAUAUCAAACAAAUAAA